Messenger RNA from Eubalaena glacialis (North Atlantic right whale), 318 nucleotides. RefSeq names its product ubiquitin-conjugating enzyme E2 variant 1-like. The record is from RefSeq and is a predicted model, not a curated record. Lineage: Eukaryota; Metazoa; Chordata; Mammalia; Artiodactyla; Balaenidae. The transcript has 2 exons.
AUGGCAACCACCACAGGCUCAGGAGUAAAAGUCCCUCACAAUUUCCGACUGGUGGAAGAGCUCAAAGAAGGUCAGAAAGGAGUAGGAGAUGGCACAGUUAGCUGGGGUCUAGAAGAUGAUGAAGACAUGAUACUUACAAGAUGGACAGGGAUGAUAACUGGGACUCCAAGGGUGGACCCAAGAGCCAUAUCAGUGCCAACAAAAUGACAGAAUUCAUAGAGCAUCAAAGUUGUCCUGCAACAGCUUCAGCGCUUAAUGAUGUCUAAAGAAAAUAUGAAACUCCCUCAGCUGCCUGAAGGACAGUGUUACAGCAAUUAA